Molecule: messenger RNA, 6127 nt
Organism: Dicentrarchus labrax (European seabass)
Lineage: Eukaryota; Metazoa; Chordata; Actinopteri; Moronidae
Gene: ptk2aa
Product: protein tyrosine kinase 2aa
Exons: 37
Coding region: 1017-4427 (1136 amino acids)
Biological process (GO): signal complex assembly; protein phosphorylation
Cellular component (GO): focal adhesion; cytoskeleton
Molecular function (GO): ATP binding; protein tyrosine kinase activity
Source: RefSeq, a predicted model, not a curated record
ACAGGCUAGAGAGGGAGAGGGAGAGAGAGAGGUGGGGGGAGAGAGAGAGAGAGAGAGAGAGAGAGAAAACAGUGACUGUAAACUACUCGUGGCUCUACAACUGAAAAUAACGGAUUAUUUACCGCCGUAUACCCCCGGUAAAGUCAACACUAACCGCUCGGACGUCCCCUGGAACCGGUCAACAUAUUUCCCGGAUUGCCUACUACACAGUACAAGUUGGAUUUGGCUGCGAACUUUUGCCGAAGGAGCAGUCUUCUCACCCUCACGAGGGACUCUAUUGAGUGAAAUAACCCAAAUCUUCUCCUGAGCGACCGUCGCUUGACUCUUCCACGGCAACUGUGUAACUAUGGAGUGCAGGCAUGGGGCAGAAAUUGGGCAAAAAAACAGUAUGCUGUCAUCAGAGAGGGGCCACUGAGGAGUAAUUUAGAAGUGGAGAGAAAAAGAAGAGGAGGGAAGUUUGUGUAUGAAACUAGCUCUACACGUCCGGGGAUCUUUCUUCACUUGUGCAACUGUGGAUAACGAGGAAAAGAAACUAAAGAAAAGAUUAAGAAGACAAGACUUAACAAAGAAGAAGCUCUCAGAAGGAUGGGAUUUUCUUUACGUUGUCCCUGUGUUUUCAGUCGCAUCUUUACACUCCAGACAAAGAGCCAACAGACCAGAAAAUUGGCCUGUUUAAGGAUUACUGUUGUUGCCCCUCUGGAAGUAACUGUUGGCUAACGAAGCUGUUGACAAAAGUUGGAGACAAAGAUUCCUGCCUUCGGAGACGGAGUGUGUGUGUGUGUGUGUGUGUGUGUGUGUGUGUGUGUGUGUGUGUGUGUGUGUGUGUGUGUGUGUGUGUGUGUGUGUGUGUGUGUGUGUGUGUGUGUGUGUGUGUGUGUGUGUGUGUGUGUGUGUGUGUGUGUGUGUGUGUGUGUGUGUGUGUGUGUGUGUGUGUUUUGAUUAUGUGAGCGUGUUCUUGCAGUUGUGUCAGGACCUUGGUGUGUGUGCGCAUGUAUUUAUUUACGUAACUUCUGCACAUGAGAAGUUCAGUGUGCGUGAUGCGGGGCUGUGAGGCUGCUAGCUGUCACUCUGUCCUCGGCGCAGGCAGACACAGGGAGGGACAGACAUGUGUUUCCAUGGCGAUGAGCGGAUGUAGCCCCUUCCCCAUGUGUUGGGACAGAGAAUAUGACAGACACCUAGCAGCAGCAGUGUCAGCAGGGAAAACCAUGGCGACGGCCUACCUGGACCCCAACCUGAACCAUGCCCUCCUGGGAGGCGCCAAGUCACGGCUGAGCGCGGGGGGGUCAGACAGAACCAUGGCCGGCUCCGUGGACAGGGUUCUGAAAGUCUGCCAUCACUUUGAGACCAACACUGAACACAGCUGCUGGUCCUCCAAUAUCAGAUAUGGAGAUGCAACUGAUGUCAGGGGAAUCAUCCAGAAGAUUCUGGACAUCCAGAAAGUGCGCUGGACGUCUUGUUUUGGCUUACGUCUCAGCAACGUCCAAUCCAGAGACCAGGUGCACUGGCUUCACCCUGAUAUGGGUGUUUCCCACGUCAGAGAGAAAUAUGAACAGGCACGACCAAACGAGGAGUGGAGGUAUGAGUUAAGGAUCCGGUAUCUUCCAAAGGGCUUUGUGCAGCAGUUUACAGAAGACAAACCUACACUCAACUUCUUCUAUCACCAGGUGAAGAGUGACUACAUGACAGAGAUCGGGGAUCAGGUGGAACAAGAUGUAGCUCUCAAACUUGGCUGUCUAGAAAUCAGGAGGUUCUUCAAAGAGAUGAGAGGAAACGCCCUGGACAAGAAAUCCAACUAUGAACUACUUGAGAAAGACGUUGGUUUGAGGCGUUUUUUCCCAAAAGACCUGUUGGAUUCAGUCAAGGCUAAAACUCUUCGUAAGUUGAUUCAGCAGACAUUUAAGCAGGUAGCCAAUCUCAACGAUGAGCAGUGCAUCCUGAAGUUCUUGGAGAUACUUGCGGCAAUCUACCGCUACGACAAGGAGUGCUUCAAAUGUGCUCUCGGGUCCAGCUGGGUGAUCCAGGUGGAGUUAGCCAUCGGACCAGAGGAAGGGAUCAGCUACCUCACUGACAAGGGAUCCACGCCUACCCAUCUAGCUAACUUUAACCAAGUUCAGUCCAUCCAGUAUUCAGCUAUGGAGGAAAAGGACAGGAAAGGGAUGCUACAGCUCAAUGUAGCCGGAGCUGCUGAGCCUCUCACGGUUACAACAGCAUCACUGACCAUGGCAGAGAACUUGGCUGACUUGAUUGACGGUUACUGUCGGCUCGUCUCCAUGGAAACUCAUUCCUUCAUCGUCAGAGUUCAGAAAGAGGGAGAAAGAGCACUGCCAUCCAUCCCAAAAGUGUCCAAUAAUGAGAAAAAGCUAGAAGCAGUCAGGAGUGGAGUAAGGGCUAUCUCUGUCUCAGACAUAGUGACAUCGACCCCUCCUAAACCAACCAAGGCGCGGCGUUUCCUCCUCCCCUUUGUCUUCUGUUCAGAUUCGCCGCCCAAUGAAGAUCUUAGUGGGGAUGAGACUGAUGACUAUGCUGAGAUAGUUGAUGAAGAGGACACAUACACCAUGCCCUCCAUCAGCUAUGGAGUAGUUGAAGCGCGGGAUUAUGAGAUCCAGAGGGACAGGAUAGAGUUGGGCCGCUGCAUAGGAGAGGGUCAGUUUGGAGAUGUACACCAAGGAGUCUACAACAGCCCGGACAAACCAGCUCUAAAUGUUGCCAUUAAGACCUGCAAGAACUGUACAUCAGACAGCGUCAGAGAAAAGUUCCUACAAGAAGCAUUGACAAUGCGUCAGUUUGACCACCCACACAUUGUCAAGCUGAUCGGAGUGAUCACAGAAAACCCUGUGUGGAUCAUCAUGGAGCUCUGUACUCUUGGAGAGUUGCGUUCGUUCCUUCAGGUGAGGAAGUACAGUUUGGAUUUGGCCACUCUCAUUCUGUUUGCCUACCAGCUCAGCACAGCACUGGCAUAUCUGGAGAGUAAACGCUUUGUACACAGGGACAUCGCAGCUCGCAAUGUGUUGGUCUCUUCAGUCGACUGUGUGAUGCUCGGAGACUUUGGUCUGUCGCGAUACAUGGAGGACAGCUCUUACUACAAAGCUUCUAAAGGUAAACUUCCUAUCAAAUGGAUGGCUCCUGAAUCUAUCAACUUCAGAAGAUUCACUUCUGCCAGUGAUGUCUGGAUGUUUGGUGUGUGUAUGUGGGAGAUCUUAAUGUACGGCAUCAAGCCUUUCCAGGGGGUGAAGAACAAUGACGUGAUUGGCAGGAUAGAGAAUGGCGAGCGAUUGGCUAUGCCCCCUCAGUGCCCUCCCACCCUCUACAGUUUGAUGACCAAGUGUUGGUCAUACGACCCCAGCAAGCGACCGCGAUUCACCGAACUCAAAACACAACUCAGCACCAUACUGGAGGAAGAGAAGCUUCAGCAAGAGGAGAGACUUCGAAUGGAGAUGAGGAGACAAGUCACCGUGUCCUGGGACUCUGGAGGGUCUGAUGAAGCACCGCCAAAACCCAGUAGACCUGGUUACCCCAGUCCUCGUUCCAGUGAAGGCUUCUUCUCCAGCCCCCAACUCAACCACUUCCCGCCAUCAGCCCACGGUGGUGCAGGAGGAGUAGGAGGCAGCUACCCUCCUAAUGAUUCCUGGAAUCAACACAGACCUGAACACACUGCACUGUGGAGCCCUAACAUGGAGGAUAGUGGAUGCGUAGGCCACGCUAUGAUGGAGGAGAGGCUGAUGAUGCAGCAACAACAGAUGGAGGACGACCAGCGGUGGUUGGAGCAGGAGGAGAGCUUCAUGAAGACGGAGUCCAGAAACAGCAGAGGAAGCAUUGACAGAGAGGACGGCACACUACAAGCACCGGGUGGAAGCCAACAUAUCUACCAGCCUGUUGGGAAACCAGAACAUGUGGCUCCUCCUAAGAAACCGCCACGCCCCGGUGCUCCUGGUCACCUCGGCAACCUGGCAGGUCUCUGCCCCGUGGACAGCUACAACGAGGGUGUCAAGUUGCAGCCUCAGGAAAUCAGCCCACCCCCCACCGCCAACUUGGAUCGCUCUAACGACAAGGUGUAUGAGAAUGUGACAGGAUUGGUCAAAGCUGUGAUUGAGAUGUCCAAUAGGAUUCAGCCUGCAGCCCCAGAGGAGUACGUCCCAAUGGUCAAGGAGGUGGGUCUGGCACUGAGGACUCUGUUAGCGACAGUGGAUGAGACACUUCCUGUGCUGCCAGCCAGCACACACAGAGAGAUUGAGAUGGCUCAGAAGUUGCUGAAUUCAGAUCUGGCCGAGUUAAUAUCGAAGAUGAAACUGGCCCAACAGUAUGUCAUGACAAGUUUACAAAAGGACUACAAGAAACACAUGCUAAUGGCAGCUCACGCCCUCGCCGUCGACGCCAAGAACCUCCUGGAUGUCAUCGACCAAUCACGACUCAAGAUGAUCAGGAUUUAAUCAAGUCAGAGGAGGAGCGGUGAGCGGGCUGUUGCUGUGGAGACGGAGAGCGCAGUGACUCUCAGCCAAUCGCAAAGAGCAGAGAACAUUUGGAUGGAAAAUGAACUGAUGGACAGCAGAUGUUACUGACAAACAAUCAGCUCCUUCUUCUUCUCCCGCAUUAAAAAAAAUGCAUCGUUUUCCUUUUUCUUCUCCGGCGACUGACACGUUUUGGUCAAUAUUGUGUUUUGUACCUUUUUGUUGCAUUAUUUGCUUUUUGUAUCCAGAGAAACGCUCUCUUUCUCCCCACCCCCUUCAAUCACGUAUCCUCAAUGAUGAGUUUUUAAAAAAAAGAAAUCAUCCAUUACUACUUUUUAAUCUUUAGGUGAAUCAAACAAAGGUUUCAGAGGCUCGCUUUGAAGGACUGCAGAGAGAUUCUCGGUGAACGGACGCACCGAAAUCCGCCACAUGAACAUGACUUAACGCUCUCCACGUAUGCAGGAUGUAACAACUGGAACUGAAGAGCCAGGAUGAGGAAAAUGAUAUGAUGAUGAUGUUGUUUAAACAUGCUUUUAUAUCAUUAUUAAUUAUUGUUGUUAUUAUUGCUAUUUUCAGCCUUGACUCUUACAGUAUGUCUCUCAAAAACUUAUUGAUUUACAGCUCCUCAUAUUUUUAUCUGUUUUUUCUCAUCUUCUCUCUAGAUCUCUUUAUCUCAGGCAUCAAAGAGAUGGCAUAAAAAAAAGAUUUUUGAAGAACAAAGUAAAUGUCACAGGCCACUUUUUUUUUAAGUUAACUUAGAUAGUAAAUAUACAAAGAAGCUAUAUUUUUAACACGUUUCUGAGGCAUGAGUUGUUAGUGAAUAAGGGAAGGGGACAACGGGGGAGGGGGAGUGAAGGGAGGGAGGUCUUUGAGUUACAGUGGAGGUGCUAAACCUGUGCCAAAUGAACUGCAAUUGAAAAAAAAAAAAUGAACAUUUCACCCAAAAUGCUCUGAUAUUGGCUCACGCAAUAAUCCAACAACAUUUUUUUUUAGCAGCAGUCGUUUUUCCAUUCUUUUCUUCAAAACUGUAAAAAAAAAAAAACUUUUAUUUCUUGCUUUGUAUAUUGAAGCCAAAUUUUGUUGUUGCAUCGGUCGUGUUGUCGGUUCCUUCUAUCUUAUUUAUCUUCACGUUAAUGUUCACUCAACAAGAUGCAGUGCAGGCUUUCAGUUAGAGACCCACCUCCACAUUUCUGUCAGAUUUCCUUCAGUUUAGUCGAUCCAGGAAUCGGAUCUUCAGGGACACUUUUUCAAUAAAUUCUGGUUCAUAUUCAGAGUAAAAUAUGAUACAUCGAUAAUAGUCUGUUAGUCUUUAUUAGGGGGUGAAUUACAGUUUCAUUUACAACUAACUGGACUGAAAGUUAAUUAACCUACUGGACUUUUAUAAACCUACAGUAGGCCUUGUUCAUAUUUGCCCUCUAUCUAUCCUCCAGCAGUCCUCCUGUUUUCUUUCCCCGUCUUUCUACCUCCCUCCACUGGAGUUAUUUAUACCUUUUUUUUAUUCCCUCUCUUCUGCCACCUUCGUUACCAUCCCUCCCCUUAGCUUCGUCUUCCUCUCCUCCCUCUCUGAUUCUCUCUCCAUUCCACUGUUCCCUCUCCCCUGAGGUGAGUGGUAUUCUCAGGAAGGAGUCACAUGUACAGUUGCUAAACCAAGCAAAUAAAACACUGUUAUCGUUAAGAAAUAA